Messenger RNA from Peronospora belbahrii, 3246 nucleotides. NCBI's taxonomy places the organism in Eukaryota, Oomycota, Peronosporomycetes, Peronosporales, Peronosporaceae. The record is from the annotation of a GenBank genome assembly.
AUGACAAGUUCGUCUGUCAAUCCCUCGUCAGUCUCCACACUAAGUGCUGUUGCUUCUGGAACAUUUAAUGCUGCACUUAGCGUUGCAAAACUUAAUUUACAUCGACGUCGUCGACAGAAUCAUACAACAAAUAAUGAACAACAGUUGGGAUAUGGAGAUCGAGAUGGAGACGACGAAGAGGACGAUCCAUUUGAACCACUACAACAACAACAACAACAGCAACGUCAUCAUCAUGAACAACGUCAACGUCAUCAGAGAUAUCGUAAUCAACCGAGACCGAAAAAGACGAUACAUUUAUCGUCGUCGUCCUUAACGUCGAUUGUAUCUUCACCAUCGUCUCAAUCAGGUGACACUCCAUCUCGACUCGUGUCGUCGUCGUCUUCGUCACUCUCGGUACGAUCACCAUCUGCACGGUCAUCGUCAACAACGUCGCCUUCAAGUCCACGAAAUGAAAGCAUGUCGUCGUCCAUGGUCAGUGACAUGACACAGCAUUUACCUGAGCUCUCGACCGAGAAAGUUGAAGCACUUGUAAACUUUAUUGACAGGUCUGUAGAUGACGCGUAUAAUCUCAGUUUAGGCUUUGGUCGCGUGCGCUGGACGCCUAGUAGAGCGAGAGAAGGUGUGACCAUUCAUCGAGCAAGAAGCGGUCGGGAUGAUACAUUGUUAGAUGCGGCUGUGAGGGGUAAAUGCAAUGUUAGCGCCACAUUUAGAGAGAUCAGCGAUUUGCUGAUAACAGAAGCCACCGCUGAUUUUGUAGACCACGAGAAUGCUGUGAAUUCUAGUGAGUUUCUGGAUGGACAAGUACUGUACACGCUCGUACCUCGUACACCUGAAGAACGCUUUGCAUGUGUCAAGUGGCACUGCCUGCGGUCGUUAGCGCCCUCGGUUGCCAAGCACCGUGACUACGUGUAUGUGGAACUCGUGGAUUCAUUCAAAGAUAGCGACGGUCGUCGCGUUGGCUACCGCCUAAGCAAGAGUGUGGAUCUGGACGUGCUGCCGUCCCGUGACACCAAACAUCUUUUUGUACGCGCAAAGACGCUGACGUUGCAGACGUGGAGUGAACGAGCGCCAGGAAGUUUAGAGUUUGUUACUAUGAUAAUUAAUGAUUUAGGUGACCGUCUGCCGUCUUGGCUUGUGCACAAGAUGGUGGAAACAGCAGCGAUGCGCUCAGCUUGUAUACGAGACCAUGUUAACCAACGCCGUCUUGAUAUGCUUGUAUACGCUGGACCGAGGGACAUGGUGCCGCUAAGCCGCCGCAUUUGCUGUGUUGUAUGCACACGUAGCUUCUCUCUUGUGCGAAAGAAACAUAACUGUGCCGCGUGUGGAGAUGUCAUCUGCAGCCAGUGCAGUGUGUUCGAGCUCGUGACAGCGCAUCAGCGACUGAGCGAUCUUUCGGCUCCAGGAGGAAAGCGCAAAACUCGCAUCUGCGUCAAGUGCAGCAGCAAGAUGCAGAGCCGAGAGUUGCCGCGACGUGCAUCCUCAGCGCAACAGGGUGACUUUUUACGUCUCAGUUCGGAUGGCAGCGUCCGCAGCUCUUCAUCUAAUAGCUCGUUCUUGGCGCGCUCGCACGUGUCCGCAGACAAAGCUUCUGACGAAUCUCGCCGCAGUUUUCUCUCCGACUCAACCGCUGGUACGAGUUCGCAAGACUCCGUUGAAGACAGCAGUCGAGGCAGUAGCAACGGUAUGUCAACAGUGCGCAAACAAGUGCCCCAUAUGUUCCAGUUUCGUCCGACGUCUUCUUCUCUCGGUAAGAAUGAACGUUUGUCAAAAGCGUCUACAUCAUCAUCGUCGCCUAGGGAUGAAGAGAACCAGCUCGAUGUGGAAGAGCUGCAGCCACAAUUAGUUGGCGACACUAUUCUUGCGCCAGUCCCUGUGGAGCUUGACCUUGGUAUUGGGAAAUAUAAGAAAACAUUUACUCAGCCGCUGACGCGGACUGAGAAGGAUUAUGAAGCUGAAGCAGCCGAGCUGGCGGAAUACAGCGACUCGGAGGGGGAAUGUAUUGAAGACGACGCUGGUAACUUUCUUAACACGGAAGGUCAUAGGCAGGACGCGUUAGGGCAAUCUUUAUUGCAGGCUACAGUUAUGACGCUGGACAUAAGCAUGCCAACGGUACGCAAAAUUGAAGUGGCCAGUUUUUUGACAGAAGAAGAGAAUGCUAAUCUUGACACUGCAUCGAGCGGUUCGGACUCUACCAGCUUUCUCACGGUGGAUGAGAACUCAAAAAUUGUGGAAAGUAGAUGUUUUGGUAGGAAAUCGAUACCUAGUGCUAUGGUUCCUGUGCAAGUGGAAGAGCUCAUUAUAGAAGAGAUGGUUCCUAAUAGUAUUUGUACGAUCCCGCGUCGCAGCAUGGAACUUGAAGAAGUGAAGGUGAAAGAGCUGAUCAUUGAGGAGUUCCAGCCCGUAAAUGUAGGCAUUGUACCGCGACGUGGCAUCGACUCGGAGGAGCUUGUGAUAGAAGCGAUACAACCUGAAAAUGCAGAUGAAAUUCAGGUACCAAUGGUGGUUCGUAAAGUGGCGAAAAGAUUAGUUGUUGGCUCGGGCGGACGAAACAGUCGUGAGUCAAAACGAACACCAGUGCCGCGGCCUACUGGUGCCCCGCCUUCGCCACCUGGGGUUGCUGACAUGCUUACAGACAGUAUGGCAAGCGCCAAUGCGAGUAAAAAGAAUACGAUGCUUUUGAACGGCUCUCGUGCCGCACCACCACUGGCCCCAAUUGCUGCGCUUCUAACGUCAGAAGAGGAGACGAUCAAGCUAGAGAACCUGCAGGUACAUCUUGACCGAAUGAAUCAAAUUUCGGCAAACUUGCGUGACCUUCGGAAUGAAAUGAAGGAGACAACAAAAGCCCCAGCCAGCACAAAGUCAGCGAUGGCCGCGCUCACAACCUUUGAGACCAAGGCAAACGCCGAACGUGCAGCCAAAAUUGCGGCCAAUUUUGUCAGCUUGUUGGACCGAAAUGCGGCGCCCGCGGCUCGACGAGCACAGCAGGAUUUGCAGCAGAGCGGCAGACCUCGCACAAGUCUGUUCAAUUUGACACUAGCCAUGGGCGAUGGCAGCUUCGUGGACUACCUUGGAGACUCGACGUUUGAGGACGUCGGGGAAAGCCCUGACGGCACGGGAUUGGGGUGGCAGUCAGUGCUUUCUCAAACGACUGGCAAGCAGUAUUUCUUCAACCAGAAUUGUGCGCUUGCGUCUUGGACUUUACCAGGACCCGAUAUUUUUCGGGGAACGCUUUAUAUGGUGCUUUAA